Messenger RNA from Musa acuminata subsp. malaccensis (wild Malaysian banana), 1543 nucleotides. RefSeq lists its product as uncharacterized. The record is from RefSeq and is a predicted model, not a curated record. NCBI's taxonomy places the organism in Eukaryota, Viridiplantae, Streptophyta, Magnoliopsida, Zingiberales, Musaceae.
ACCAUCCCAUCUCUCCGUUUAAUUAAUUGAUGAACCCUUAAUCCCCUGUUAAUACCCUCCUCCUUCCCUUCCUUUCCCUGCAUUCCUCCUAUCCAUCGACAACAAUCUGCAACCCUAAUCGUGAUUCUCUUUCCUCCCGUCAUAAAGUCUCCUCGACUCCUCCUCCGUCCGAUUUCCCAACCAAAGCCACGAUGUUCGAGAUGAACUUGAGGUGGGGGCGUGCGUACGGGGAGGAUCGAUUCUACACCACCGUCAAACCACGCCGGAACAACCGCCGCGGCCACCAGCGGGGCCCGCGAAGGUCCCAAAACGGCGUCGCAUCCUCCGCCGCCAGAGAGUCCCCUUCCCCCCCGCCUGUUUCCAAGGAGGAUGACCGAGUUGGACUGGGGAAGCCGGCUUCGAAGCCCCUGGCCGCGUCCGCUUCCCCUUCCCCUUCGUCGACGGAGGUCGCUCAGCCCUGUAACUUGGACCGGUUCUUAGAGUCCACCACCCCAUCGGUUCCGGCUCAAUACCUGUCUAAGACAACGAUGAGGGGUCGGAGGACUUGCGAUGUGGAGUUUAGCCCUUACUUUGCUCUGUCGGACCUCUGGGAGUCCUUUAAGGAGUCGAGUGCUUACGGUAUCGGUGUUCCUCUUCUUCUUAAUGGAUGUCACAGCGUCGUUCAGUAUUACGUUCCUUUCUUGUCUGGGAUUCAGUUAUACGGUCAAUCGAACAGGCCGUCUGCUGAUUCUUGCGAGGAGAAUGAUAGAGAUUGUCAUGAUUCUAGUAGUAACAAGAGUAGUAAUGGAAGCAGCAACUAUGGGAAUAAGAAGGGCCUGAAGGAUUCAAGCACAUGGAUUUCAAACCAGACAAAUCAGAGUCUGAGUAAGUCGUAUGCUAGUGAGAAACAAGGACACAAGCAACAGUUAUCCUCAAGCAAUGAUAUUUGUUUUGGAAAUUCUCAAGGUUACUUGAUCUUUGAGUUCCUUGAACAGGAGCCUCCAUUCGCUCGUGAACCCUUAGCUGGCAAGAUUUCAGAUCUUGCUCGGAACUUUCCAGCACUAAAGACUCUUAGAAGUUGUGAUCUUUUGCCAUCUAGUUGGUUUUCUGUUGCAUGGUAUCCUAUAUACCGGAUACCAACAGGCCCAACACUAAAGGAUCUGGAUGCUUGCUUUCUGACCUUCCAUUCCCUUUCUACACCAGCUAAAGAUGCUGGUGGUGCUUGCCAAACCGUUACCCAUCCGCAGGGGGUUCCCAGAAUAUCUCUGCCAGUUUUCGGGUUAGCAUUCUACAAGUUCAAAAGCACAGUAUGGACUCCUGGAGGAUCUGAGUCGCCAGUGGCAAACUCCCUCCUGCAAGCUGCGGAAAACUGGCUGCAGCUGCGUCGUGUUGAACAUCCAGAUUUCUCAUUUUUCGCUUCACAUCGUGCGUACCGAAAUUAAAACCCUAGAAUGGAUGAAACCGAUCGCCCAAGGUUAGAUCGUCGAUACUCACCUUCUGUCGACCCUUCAUCAUUUUAACGGGUCUUUGCAUAAGAUUCCGAGUGACUUAGGAUAAAAAAAAA